AUGUUUAUUGCAGGUGGCCCUGUGGGGCUCGGGCCACCCAAGAGCCCCUCUCCGCCCUCUCCUAGAGGCCUUUUUUGGCUUAGUGAUGGAGUCGGGGAUUAUGGAGCAAAGCACGGCAUUUGGUCCAAAAUCGCGAUAUCUGCGGAGGAUUUGUUACAGUAUCAAAAGCCCCAAAAAUGGGAGCUGUGGCUGCGAGCAUGCCGAACUCGACAGGCUCGCAAUCUCGUGCUCGACGUUACACACAUAUCAACGUUACCUCUAGGAGUCCAGUGUAAACGCUUAUCAAGACUUGUGGAUACGCAGGGAAUGAAUCAAUGGCCGCUUGUCUUUGUGGAGGAAGAUCGUUCCCAAAUGGUGAGCGUUCUAUUGGCUCAUGCCCAUGAAGACGAGCCACCUUUGGGUAGAAAAUUGGCAUUGAUAUGGAUGGACGAAUUUAUACGAAUAUACAAAGAAACGAUGUUGCCAUAUUUAUCAUCGUACCUGACUGCUAUCUUGCCGUCUUUGGACUGUGAUGCAUUGAAA
Molecule: messenger RNA, 522 nt
Organism: Cylicocyclus nassatus
Lineage: Eukaryota; Metazoa; Nematoda; Chromadorea; Rhabditida; Strongylidae
Source: the annotation of a GenBank genome assembly